UCUUUGACAUUUGUUGCAAAGUGUUGGUAGACCUCAAUUCGUAAAUUCCAUAACUGAAAAAUACCAUAAUUUAAAAAGAAAUUAUAAUUCCAUAACUGAGUUAUACGUUGCAGUGCACGUGUCAGCUAUUGGUAGAUGAAUGGUAUAAAAGAGGCGCCACCGCAUAGGGAAGACCAAACGAAUUCAAAGUAUCUCCUCUCAAAUUAUCAUUGUGCAACAGCUUAAAACUCUGUUUCGUUGGCAAAUGAAAAUGAGUCUACUACACGGUUUGUUUUUGGUGCUAUUUAUCGUUGAAUUUUCGGAACUUCAAGGAAAACAUGGCUUUUUCUCGCAAGCACUUCUCAAGGGCGAAGCAAUUGAAAACAUGUCACAGGCAAAGUUUGUAGCAACAAUCUAUGCCCCUGCAAAAUUUUUGUAUGCAUUCAAAGACAAGUUAACUGAUGCCGAUAGAGAAAUGGGGGUUACAUGUACCGCAUUUAUUUUGUCAAAAACGGAAAUUAUCACGAAUGCCCAUUGUGUGGCUGGCGCUCCAUAUGCCUAUGUGGUAGCUGGUACGAAAGUUGCAUCAGACAAAAAUCAAAAAAUCAAAAUCAAAGUCGAAAAAGAGAACUUGGCAUAUCAUCCUCAUUUUGAUCAUUUAAUUGGUGGUGCAUUUGAUAUUGCCAAAGUUACACUGAAAACGCCGUUAGAAUUCAGCGAUACCGUUGGCAGUAUCAAACUCGUGGACAAGGAUUACAAAUUGAAUAACUCAUCAGAAGUGGUCACUGUCUAUGGGUAUGGCGUGUUGAAUCCACCAAUGAUAUUGAGGCGUUGCGAUGCGAACUAUAUAUCUGACGUCGAACGGGACAACACAUUCGACCUAGAUCAGACUUUGUACUUUACCACUAGCGAAGCUACGAACGAUGGCGAAAUUCUUACAUCUGGAGAUUCGGGUGGACCAGUCGUUUCAAAAACAAACGGCAAAAUCGUGGGCAUAGCUGUGGGUAUAAAUGGAACAACAGGUGGUCGCGGAAUGUUCCUUCCAAUUGCAUCAUUCCUUGAUUUUAUCCAUGAUCCAAAGAGCGUGAAACCACUUCCACCUUCGCUUACACCUAACGAAGCUAAAUUUAUGGCCGAUAUAGCGGUACCGGGAAAAUUUCUCACCGUUACCAAGGAAGCAUAUGCCGAUGCCGACGAAGAUGAUCAAAUACAAUUUAAUGCAAUCAUUUUGUCGGAAACUGAGAUUUUGACCUGUGCAGAUCAUGUGCACGGCGCCCCAUAUGUCUAUGUAAUAGUAAAUAAACUAUCAAGCAAUGCGACAGAAAUUAAAGUCACUGAAGACCAGAUAGAAAUUCAUGAGAAAUACGCAUUUCCUGGAUUGACAUUUGACAUUGCCAAGAUUACACUUAAAGAACCGUUGGAGUUCAACGACAACGUCGGCAGCAUCGAUUUGGUGGACAAAGAUUACAAAUUGAAUGACCCGUCUGAAAUAGUCUCUGUCUAUGGUGAUAUGAUAUUGGAUGGAACGGUGAGAACGAGACGUUUUGAUAUAAAUUAUUUGAAUAGUGACAUUUGUAAAUCGAAUUUGGGCGACCGAUUUGAUGCAAAUCAUUUGAUGUGUUACACUUUUGAUGAGAGUAAUGGAACUCCCUCUACGUUUGGAGGACCAAUGGUUUCGAAAAAGAAUAACAAACUCGUGGGCAUGACCAUAUUUCGUUUUCCUGAUAAUUCAGUUAUUUUUCAACCGAUUGCACCGUUGCUCGAUUGGAUCCGGAAGCCAAAGGUGAGACGUAAUAAUAGAAGAAGAAUAUAGGCUUGAAAAAAAGGGGUUUUAAGCGCCUGAAAAAGCUGAAUACCGUCUCUUUUUUUG
Messenger RNA from Sitodiplosis mosellana (orange wheat blossom midge), 1849 nucleotides. RefSeq lists its product as uncharacterized. NCBI's taxonomy places the organism in Eukaryota, Metazoa, Arthropoda, Insecta, Diptera, Cecidomyiidae. Gene Ontology annotation, molecular function: serine-type endopeptidase activity. Gene Ontology annotation, biological process: proteolysis. Bases 245 to 1792 code for a protein of 515 amino acids. The transcript has 6 exons. The record is from RefSeq and is a predicted model, not a curated record.